UGACGGAUGUUAAAAAUAUGUAUAAAACGUGGUCGAAAAUUCUAUGUGGUAAAGAAUGUUAAACUUAUAGUAAUUAUUUCAGUGAAUAUGCCAAAAUCCAAAAGAAAUAAGCUAGUGUCCCUCACACAAACCAAGAAAAAAGGGUUGGAAUUAAAAUCAUCUUUAAUUAAAGAGGUUCAGGAAUGUGUUGACAAAUAUGCACGCAUAUUUGUUUUUUCAGUUGAAAAUAUGAGAAACUCAAAACUGAAAGAUGUACGAAAUGAGUGGAAGCACAGUAGGUUUUUCUUUGGUAAGAAUAAAGUAAUGAUUGUAGCACUUGGAAAGGAUAAACAAGAUGAAUACAAAGACAAUAUAUCUCAAGUGAGCAAGUGUUUGAAAGGUCAGCGUGGUCUUUUAUUUACAAACAAAACAAAAGAUGAAGUAUUGAAAUGGUUUUCUGAGUUUAAAGAGCUUGAUUAUGCAAGAUCAGGGAAUAUUGCUACACAUGCUUUGAAAUUGAAUGCAGGACAUCUAGAUCAAUUCACUCACUCAAUGGAACCAAAUUUACGACAGCUGGGUCUUCCAACAUCGCUGCAAAAGGGUAAAGUCGUUCUUCUUCAAGAUCACGAAGUUUGCAGAGGAAAUACCUUGACGCCCGAACAAGCUAGAAUACUUAAACUAAUGGGAAAUCCAAUGGCGGAGUUUUAUGUCAGUUUGGUUUGUGUUUGGUCAAACGAUGGUACAUUUGAAAAACUUCUGUAGCGUUAUUGCUGUACCAUGGUACUGGCAUUUCUUACUUAAAUGUGGACGAUUGUGUUACCUGAAGGAUCUGUUCACUUUUUUUCUUUGCUGCAAUAAUACAUCAUCCUUUAUAUAUGGCAUACUGACGCAAACCUUGGAAAGAAAUUGACAAGAAAGUUCAUUAGCAGUUGCAAAUCUUCAACAGAUUUCUUUUGACACAAGAACAUUCACACAUUAGUUCAAUGUAACUUGUUGAAUUUCAAUUCUGAUAAACACAUUUAUUUCCACAGUGACCUUGUGCUGCAUUAAACAAAACUAUAAAUCGAUAA
Xenia sp. Carnegie-2017 is the source of this 1049-nucleotide messenger RNA. Its product is annotated as mRNA turnover protein 4 homolog. Gene Ontology annotation, cellular component: preribosome, large subunit precursor; nucleolus. The record is from RefSeq and is a predicted model, not a curated record. Gene Ontology annotation, molecular function: RNA binding. NCBI's taxonomy places the organism in Eukaryota, Metazoa, Cnidaria, Anthozoa, Malacalcyonacea, Xeniidae. Gene Ontology annotation, biological process: nuclear-transcribed mRNA catabolic process; ribosomal large subunit assembly; ribosomal large subunit biogenesis.